GGUUGGACACUGAUACGCAGUGAGACAGUCGAUAGCAGGUUGUGUGGGUGACAGCGGCUAGCAUCACACUUCACCAUCAAACAGCUAACGUUGGCCAAGUUAACAGGAAACGGCGGGUGAAUUUAUGUUACACACAGCUGCAGAGACCGCUGAUUAAAAGGAUAAACUAAACACUAUUUCUUAGUACGGCGAGGAUGUCUGUCCCGGCAGGAGAGGGAUGAAGAUGACACCAAUGUUAUGGCGAGUUGUGUCAGUGUGGCUAUGUGUAUCUGUGGUCUGUUGGCACCUUAGUCGCCAUGUUUGUUGCACAGAGUCGCACGAAGAGGCCCAGAGGCUCGUGUCCCCACAGGACAUCAGUUCGGAGGAAGAGUCAGAGGAAAAGUCUCCUCAUCACAAGGGUGAGGAGAGCUGGGUCUUACCUUCUCAGUCCUUGUCUCAAAAUGAGCUGUUUUUGGGGGAUAAUCAACAGGAAGAACGGACAAGACAGGAUGUGGAUAAAAAGGAACAAUAUUCUGAGGCCUUUGAAGUGGAAGAGCCCACUAUAGAGACAGAAGUGGAGGUAGACAAGGAAAUUUCGCAGUCUGAGCCAGAACCUGAGCCAAGCUCAGAAAAUCAACGUCACGAAACUUCUGUCAUUCAAGAUCAGGAUUCAGCUGCUCUCCCCAUCUCUGGUUAUGCUGCAGAGCUUAAAGACAAUCCCAGCAUCCUCAACCUUCAGGACAACAUCCCAAAUAGCCUUUCAGAUGAUGCGUCUGAUGUAGCUGCACCUGAAGUCCUUGAAUCUGACCUCCCUCCUACUGACUGUGAAGAAGAAGAAAACAACCCAUAUGAUAAUGAAAGCAGUCCUCCUAUGGUUCUGGAGAACACUUCAAAUGCUCACACUGCAGGUACAAAAACCCACACAGACCCUCCUCUGUCUACUCUAGCCGGUCACGGCACACAGCCUCUGGAGGUCAACACAUCACACACGCUGAGAGCAGAGCAGGACCAGAGUCCCCCUGGUACUGCAGACACAGAUUCCAGCACGAGCAGCAAAGACCCCGAGGACAUCCCCACUUUUGACGAGUGGAAGCGGAAGAUGAUGGAGGUGGAGAAAGAGAAGACUCAAUCUACUCAUACCUUGAACAAUGGGGGUUCUCAUACAGUGAAGAAGGUCCAGAAGAACUUCAAUAACUACGCUUCAGUAGAAUGUGGAGCCAAGAUCCUUGGUGCUAACCCAGAAGCUAAGAGCACUUCAGCCAUAUUGAAGGAGAACAUGGACUUGUACAUGCUAAACCCCUGUAGUAAUAAAAUCUGGUUCAUCAUUGAGCUCUGUGAGCCCAUCCAGGUGAAGCAGUUGGAUAUUGCUAACUUUGAACUCUUUUCCUCUACUCCCAAAGACUUCCUGGUCUCCAUCAGUGAUAGAUACCCAACAAAUAAAUGGUUGAAGCUGGGAACUUUUCAUGCCAGGGAUGAACGCACAGUCCAGAGCUUCCCAUUGGAUGAGCAUCUUUAUGCUAAAUAUGUGAAGAUGUUCACCAAGUACAUAAAGGUAGAGCUGGUCUCUCACUUUGGCUCUGAACAUUUCUGUCCCCUCAGUCUCAUAAGGGUGUUUGGCACGAGCAUGGUAGAGGAGUACGAGGAGAUAGCUGAUCCCGCAGAAAGACCAGAUGAUCAGGAUGAUGACUUGGAUUAUCCUCCUGGAUAUGCACCUGGUGAAGUCAAGUUAUCCAAGAAUCUGAUUGGAUCAGCAAAGGAUGUCAUUUUGAACAUGGUCAGUAAUAUUGCUGUGAAUGUUCUUGGUGGAGGCCCAGAGAUGCAAGGCAAUAUUUCAUCCCAUGAGGAGAACAUGACUGAGCCAUCAGCGCAGAUUGAAACCACCACCCAGACUACCACUACAGAUCUUGUUCCAGACAAUGAAGAGGUGGAAAUCCCACCAGACGGUGAUAUUCCUGCACCUGCAGUCCCCUCCUCAGAGACCCCUGUGUCAGAGACACCUGAUACUGAUACUAGCAAACAAGAGCUCCCCCCAGUGGAGGAAAAAAUAAUUAUUCCUUUAGAGAAAGAUGAGGAAGAACCUAUCAGCUCUACAAUCACCCUUUUGGAAAAAGAGGAGGAGCUGGAUGAAGAAAAAGAGAAAAGGGAUCAUCAUGAACAACAAGAAAAUCGAAAUGACUGUGCACUACUUCCUUCAUUUUCUUCCUCAUGCUCUUGCGCAGCUUCUCUCCAGGAAUAUAUCCAUCGCCAGUGUUCAGCCCUGUUGUCCAAAAAGAGGAAAUGCCAAACAACGGACAGAAAGCAAAUGAUUCCUCCUAUCCAAACACCCACUUGGCACCAACCUGUGUCCCCCUCCGCCUGCCCUGAACCUCAGCUGCACCACAGUGAGAUACAUCAGCUCCAUGAAAAAGAACAAGCUUCUGUGCAGGAGCCAGAGAAUGGAGCCAGCCCAUCAGAAGCACCACAGCCUCCAGGGAACACAGUAGAAUCUCAAAAAGAGUCUAUGCCCAAACCUCCUGUGCUGGAGCCCAGUCAAACCUCGGGCCUCCCAAAACCCAGUGCCACCGAUUCAUCUGCUGCCAAACCUACUCCUAUUGUGGAGAUACCACAGCUGUCUUCUGAGGAGACCGCAAAGGAGCUAAGGCCAGAGAAGAGCCUGGACGUGCUGGCUAUAGAGAAGCACACCGAGCCCUCAGAGUAUCUCAGUAGCUCCAACUAUGUGAAACCCAGCGUCAGUGCCACAGUGGACGAUGCCUCAGUGGAACCAACUGAGGAGAAGCCUAACAUUGAUGUUUCUCAACUGGAAAUAAAUGCCCCUGUCCAAACCCCAGAUAAGACAGAUCAGUCUCAGGUUCUCCUUCCUACCACUUCUGUUCAGUUAGAACAUCACCCUGACCCACCAGCUCUAUCUGAAACUACCACUGCUUACACCGAGCUGUCCCACCCUCCUCCGGACACUGUCACAGAGCUUGAGCCCUCUGGUGGCCCCCCAGCCAUCACAGAAACUAAAACAGAGGAUCUCACCGAAGACAUCUCCACAUCAUCAGGUGGCAACGGACAGCUGCCCCGCCCCUCUUCUCCAGCUCCUCCCUCACCUACCUCACCGUCCCUCUCAGACAUUUAUGCAGAGACACCCAAUGGCACAGAGCAGAAUGGCAACCCAGUGCACAGCUCCAGCCAGAAGGAGUCUGUGUUCAUGAGACUCAACAACCGCAUCAAGGCCCUGGAGAUGAACAUGUCACUCAGCGGACGCUACCUGGAGCAGCUUAGUCAGAGGUAUCGAAAGCAGAUGGAGGAGAUGCAGAAGGCUUUCAACAAAACCAUCAUUAAACUCCAGAACACCUCUAGAGUAGCAGAGGAGCAGGACCUGCGUCAGACUGAGUCCAUUCAGAUGCUGCAGGGUCAGCUGGAGAAUGUGACUCAGCUGGUUCUCAACCUGUCUGUCAGAGUCAGCCAGCUGCAGAAUGAGGUGUCUGACAGGCAGUACUACCUGCUGCUGUCUCUGGUGUUGUGUCUGUGUCUCGGCCUGUUGGUGUGUGCCAACCGCUGCCGCAUCUCCACUAUACCUCCAGUCACAGAACCAGAGCCACCCAUACCCAAGAGCUACACCUACUGCUGUCCUGAGAGGCAGUUCUCUUCCUGUGAUGACAUGGGCUUGAAGAGGAGCGCAUCUUAUCCACUCAUACACUCUGAGUCAUUCCAGUUAGCCACCACUGAAGACCCAGAGAUGCUGCAUCCAGAGGAGACACAGAGUCUGUGUCCUGCUAACAGAAAGAGGAGACGUCGUAAGAUGAAACCCAUUGAGAAAGUAGAGACUCUGAAACCCUCUUUUCAUGCUGCUCCAGAACUGAGUAACGGAGCUGUUGUAUGUAACGGUGUGCCUGUCAUCACAAACCCUACUCCCCUUACAAAAAGGUUACUUCAACCUGCCUUUAGAGACUCACCAUCAGAGGGCAGCUCAGAGGGAUCUUCACAUUCUGAUGACCCCUCCUUCUGUGGCAUCACCACAGCCUGCUCUCGAAUCUGUGACGGCCUCCCUCCACCCAAGACACGGGCAGAGAAACGGGCAUUAAGACGCCGGCGUCCCAAGCCCAGCUGUGCGGUGGUGGACUUGCUUCAAGCCCCAAAGAGGGACAAGAGUGAACCACUGCCCAUCUCUACCAUACAGGACAUCAUGAGCAGGAAAACAGAGCAAAGCUCUGGGACGUUUGGAGUAAAUGUUGCCCUCUCAGGUCCUGUCUAACAGAAAAAAGAGACACAUUUAAGAAGACUCCACUCCUUCUCACCCACUGCAAAAGAGGAAGGAUGUUAAUUUCUGUAGCCACAGGCAGCUUGAAGCUCUAACAUGAAACAGUCCCUUCACUCUCACUGUUUAGUUUUGUUUUCUGUUCAUGUUCUCUGUUCCGUUCUUGUCAAACCUUUUAUAUUUGUUAUACUUCAAGUCAAAGAAUUGUCUUCCCAGCUUAAAAUUAAAGCUUUUCUCUUUGUUUGGAAAUAUUGACCCAACACUGAACAAAGAGGACUCGACAAGUUUUAUUUUCUACAUGCUGCGCACACCUGACCACACGUUCAUCAUCUCUUUUGUGAAGAAAUUUCUAUUCUAGAAAAGAGACGUAGAUGUUUUAAUCUGUUCUUUGAUUUCAUUGUAAAUCUUAAGUAAAUCUGUCGGGUACUUGC
Lates calcarifer (barramundi perch) is the source of this 4653-nucleotide messenger RNA. Its product is annotated as SUN domain-containing ossification factor. Gene Ontology annotation, cellular component: membrane; cytoplasm. Gene Ontology annotation, biological process: regulation of bone remodeling; protein folding in endoplasmic reticulum. The transcript is spliced from 24 exons. The record is from RefSeq and is a predicted model, not a curated record. Lineage: Eukaryota; Metazoa; Chordata; Actinopteri; Centropomidae. Bases 218 to 4219 code for a protein of 1333 amino acids.